Messenger RNA from Pestalotiopsis fici W106-1, 1383 nucleotides. RefSeq lists its product as uncharacterized. Gene Ontology annotation, molecular function: DNA replication origin binding; single-stranded DNA binding. Bases 1 to 1383 code for a protein of 460 amino acids. Gene Ontology annotation, cellular component: DNA replication preinitiation complex. Gene Ontology annotation, biological process: DNA replication initiation; mitotic DNA replication preinitiation complex assembly; DNA replication. NCBI's taxonomy places the organism in Eukaryota, Fungi, Ascomycota, Sordariomycetes, Amphisphaeriales, Sporocadaceae. The record is from RefSeq and is a predicted model, not a curated record. The transcript is spliced from 2 exons.
AUGGACGACACCGAAAGACGGCAAUACGAGGCGCGAGCGCAGGAGCUCCGAGUUGCAUUGAAGCAGUUUGAAGGAGAUUGGGCAAAGAAGAAUGAUGGCAAGAAACCAGAUCGCAGCGAUAUCAAGGCGAACCCGAUAAUAGCCCAAAAGUACAAGAAAUAUAAUCAAGUUCGCGACAUACUCGAUGGCAAGACUCAACCGCCCAAGAAGAAGAGCACGUUGACGCAGACUCCCAAGCGAACGAGACCUGCCACGACACCCUCAAAGCCCAAACCAAAUGUCGAUCUCCUCGAUGGUAUGGAGACACCAUCUAUCCGGAGACUCUUUAGCCCAGCCGCCCCGACUUCCAUAGGACCAACUCCACAAAGAGAUGGAAAGAUUCUUGGUCUGUUUGAUCUAGUGGAUGAGACACCCUCGGCACCACGAUCGAAUAAUGUUGCUGCUCCGCAUGCGCAGCUACAGGCAACGCCUAGUAAGCGUAAACACGCCGAGCUCGAGUCUAAGAGCGCAACCAAGCUAGGGACGACGCCUCGUUCAUCAAGCAAACGUGCAAGUUUUGCGACGCCUCUCAAGAAUCGAGACAAUAAUGUACAAGAUUUCAAGUCUCCCAGCAAUCUUUUGUUUGCAACUCCAGCUUUCUUGAAAAGAGCCCCCAUGCCGCCACUGGACGAGAAUGGCAAGUACACUUCUCCACAACCCAUUAGGCUUCCUCGAAAGCCCCUGGGACGCGGUCUCAGCAGCGUUGUAGCCAGUUUGAGGAAAUUGGAAGAGGAAAAGCUAGACGAAGAACUAGAGGCCAUGCACGAGAUGGAAAAUGAGGCCAGGGAAGAGUCAUCAAAGGCCAAGGAACUGCCAAAGAUCCUAGAGCCCGACAGCCAGAAUCGUCAACUUCUUGACGGAUUUGACGACGAGGCUGAGCUCGACAGUGAAGCAGAGCCCGAGUUGGGUCGCGAUGGCUUGCCUUUGAGGAUAUACAAGAAGAAGGGACAAAAGCGGACAACAAAAAAGGUCAACAUGAAGCCAUCUCGUGCAAAGAGACCACAGCAACCACUCAAUGAGCCUGAUUCUGAUAUUGAGGAGGGUGCAGAAGUGGUUCCCGAGACACAAUUCGACUCUGCACGGGUGAUUGGCGACCAGGAAUGGCCUCUAGAUCUCGAAUCAGAACCCGAGUUUCUUGGCUCAGAUUAUGACGGGGAAGACAAACAACCGAAGAAGCCAAAAAUACUAAAGGAAGCCACAAAAAUGGAGAAGGAAAAUCCAAUCAAAAAGGCUGCAAAAAAGGUCAAUGCCAUGGCGCAUGCCAACUUUAAACGGCUCAAGCUGCGCAACAAUGGUGCCAAGGGUGGACCUGGAUUUGGUAGUAGAUUUAGACGGCGGAGAUGA